Spirometra erinaceieuropaei is the source of this 414-nucleotide messenger RNA. NCBI's taxonomy places the organism in Eukaryota, Metazoa, Platyhelminthes, Cestoda, Diphyllobothriidea, Diphyllobothriidae. The record is from the annotation of a GenBank genome assembly.
AUGGAUCUCUUAAUCGCCGCCUGCGCCAAUUUUGACCUGGCUAUCAACAUGGAGAAAACGGUGGUCAUACAUCAACCGCCACCCGACGCUGCCUACAUCGCAUCCCAAAUCAACAUGAACGGCGCCCAACUGCAAGCCGUGGACAACUUCACCUACCUGGGCAGCACCUCCUCUCGCACAACCAAGAUCGACAAGGAAGUGACUCGCCGGAUUUCCAAAACCAGCCAAACUUUCGGCCGUCCGCGGUCUCCACCUCAGCACCAAUCAGAAGAUAUACAAAGCAGUCAUCCUGCGGACGUUGCAGUACGGAGCGGAGAUCAGGACGGUCUACAAGAAUCAGGUGCGGAGACUCAAUCCUCUCCACCUUCGACGGAUACUGAAGCUGAGGUGGCAAAACCAGAUCCCGAACACUGA